AUGGAUUCCACAGAAGUAAUAAGUAUAACGAAACCAAUUCCAAGAGCUGAAUACGAAGAAGAUGAAGAGGUAUCAGACGUAGAUAUGGACUUAGAAGAGAAACUAGAUAAUGAUGUAAAUGAUGAUGAUCAAGAACAUACUACAAAACAAUCACGAGCAAAUGAACUACGUACAAAUUCAAUAGUAACACCAGGUGAACUAAUAACAGAAGACCCAAUAUGGAUGAAAGGUCAUGGAACUUAUUUUAUAGGUGAUAAAACUUAUUCAUCAGUUGUUGGACAAAUAUCAAGAGUUAAUAGAUUAUUAAGUGUUAACCCUAUAAGAGGUAAAUAUUUACCAGAAACUGGUGAUCAUGUAGUUGGUAGAAUUACAGAAGUUGCAAACAAAAGAUGGAAAGUAGAUAUUGGAACCAAACAAGAUGCAAUAUUAAUGUUAGGAUCAGUUAAUUUACCAGGUGGUAUAUUAAGAAGAAAAUCAGAAAAUGAUGAAUUACAAAUGAGAUCUUUUUUAAAAGAAGGUGAUUUAUUAAAUUGUGAAGUACAAACUAUUUUUAAUAAUGGAAUUGCUUCAUUACAUACAAGAUCAUUAAAAUAUGGAAAAUUAAGAAAUGGAAUAUUUUUAAAAAUUCCAAAUUCACUUAUAAUAAAAUCAAAAAAUCAUAGUUAUGAUUUACCAGGUAAUGUAUCAGUCAUAUUAGGUAUAAAUGGAUAUAUAUGGUUAUAUAAAACAAAACCCAAAACAAAUUCUAGUUCAUCAUCAUCAUCAAUCAACAAUUCAAAUGAAUCAAAAUUACAACAAGCAAAUAAAGAUUAUUCACCAGGUCAAGGUUCAAUAUCAAUAACAAGAUUAGAAGAAGAAAGUUCAUGGGAAAUAUAUAGUGAUAAAAAUGAACCUAUCGAUUCAAUUACAAGAAAUAAUAUAUCAAGAUAUUAUAAUUCAAUAAAAGCUCUAGCUUAUGGAGAAAUUGGAAUAACUGAACAAAGAAUUAUAAUGGCUUAUGAAGCAAGUUUAUCAUAUUUAAAUUCUGGUAAUUUAAUUGAUAGAGAUUCAAUGGAACAAUUAUGUAGAGAAGUUUUAAAUAAUGAAGAAAUGAGAGGUAAUGCAAAUUAA
Molecule: messenger RNA, 1110 nt
Organism: Lodderomyces jiufengensis
Lineage: Eukaryota; Fungi; Ascomycota; Pichiomycetes; Serinales; Debaryomycetaceae
Product: exosome non-catalytic core subunit
Exons: 1
Coding region: 1-1110 (369 amino acids)
Biological process (GO): U4 snRNA 3'-end processing; poly(A)-dependent snoRNA 3'-end processing; exonucleolytic trimming to generate mature 3'-end of 5.8S rRNA from tricistronic rRNA transcript (SSU-rRNA, 5.8S rRNA, LSU-rRNA)
Cellular component (GO): nuclear exosome (RNase complex); cytoplasmic exosome (RNase complex)
Molecular function (GO): RNA binding
Source: RefSeq, a predicted model, not a curated record